AUGGGGGUGGACUUUGACGUGAAGACUUUCUGCCACAACUUGCGGGCGACUAAGCCACCAUAUGAGUGUCCCGUGGAGACUUGCCGCAAGGUGUACAAGAGUUACAGUGGCAUUGAGUACCACUUGUACCAUUAUGACCACGACAACCCACCACCCCCGCAGCAGACUCCUCUCCGUAAGCACAAGAAGAAGGGGCGCCAGUCACGCCCAGCCAACAAGCAGUCUCCCAGCCCCUCAGAGGUAUCCCAGUCACCCAGCCGUGAGGUGAUAAACUAUGCCCAGGCCCAGCGCAUGGUGGAGGUAGACCUGCACGGCCGCGUCCACCGCAUCAGCAUCUUUGACAACCUGGAUGUGGUGUCCGAGGAUGAUGAGGCCCCCGAGGAGGUCCCUGAGAAUGGCAGCAACAAAGAGAACACUGAGACGCCGGCUGUGACUCCCAAGUCAGGCAAGCAUAAGAACAAGGAGAAGCGCAAGGAUUCCAACCAUCACCACCACCAUAAUGCUUCUGCCAGCACCACUCCCAAGCUGCCAGAGGUUGUGUACCGUGAGCUGGAUCAGGACACCCCUGAUGCCCCACCCCGGCCAACUUCCUAUUACCGGUACAUUGAAAAGUCAGCAGAGGAGCUGGAUGAGGAGGUAGAGUAUGACAUGGAUGAAGAGGACUACAUCUGGCUGGAUAUCAUGAAUGAACGACGGAAGACGGAGGGUGUGAGUCCCAUCCCACAGGAGAUCUUUGAGUACUUAAUGGACCGGCUGGAGAAGGAGUCCUACUUUGAGAGCCACAACAAAGGCGACCCCAAUGCACUCGUGGAUGAGGAUGCUGUGUGCUGUAUCUGCAAUGAUGGUGAAUGCCAGAACAGCAAUGUCAUCCUCUUUUGUGACAUGUGCAAUCUGGCCGUGCACCAGGAGUGCUAUGGAGUCCCCUACAUCCCCGAGGGCCAGUGGCUGUGCCGCCGCUGUCUGCAGUCCCCCUCCCGGGCCGUGGACUGUGCCCUGUGCCCCAACAAGGGCGGUGCCUUCAAGCAGACAGAUGACGGGCGCUGGGCCCACGUGGUGUGUGCCCUGUGGAUCCCCGAGGUCUGCUUCGCCAACACAGUCUUCCUGGAGCCCAUCGACAGCAUCGAGCACAUCCCGCCCGCUCGCUGGAAGCUCACCUGCUACAUUUGCAAACAGCGGGGCUCAGGGGCCUGCAUUCAGUGCCACAAAGCCAACUGCUACACAGCCUUCCACGUGACAUGUGCCCAGCAAGCUGGCCUUUACAUGAAGAUGGAGCCUGUUCGGGAGACAGGCGCCAAUGGCACCUCCUUCAGCGUCCGCAAAACAGCCUACUGUGACAUCCAUACGCCCCCAGGUUCAGCUCGCCGGCUGCCUGCCUUGUCCCACAGUGAGGGAGAGGAAGAAGAGGAUGAGGAGGAAGAAGAGGGUAAGAGUUGGAGUUCAGAGAAGGUCAAGAAGGCCAAAGCCAAGUCCCGGAUCAAGAUGAAGAAGGCACGGAAGAUCCUGGCCGAGAAGAGGGCAGCAGCACCUGUGGUGUCAGUGCCCUGCAUCCCACCACACAGGCUCAGUAAAAUUACCAACCGCCUAACAAUCCAAAGGAAAAGCCAGUUCAUGCAGAGGCUGCACAGCUACUGGACAUUGAAGCGGCAGUCACGGAAUGGGGUCCCACUGUUACGUCGUCUGCAGACACACUUGCAGUCUCAGAGGAACUGUGACCAAGUUGGGAGAGAGUCUGAGGAUAAGAACUGGGCCCUCAAAGAACAGCUCAAGUCCUGGCAGCGGCUCCGGCAUGACCUAGAGAGGGCUCGGCUGCUGGUAGAGCUGAUUCGCAAGCGGGAGAAACUCAAAAGGGAGACGAUCAAGGUCCAGCAGAUCGCCAUGGAGAUGCAGCUGACCCCUUUUCUCAUCCUCCUUCGCAAAACCUUGGAGCAGCUCCAAGAGAAGGACACGGGCAACAUCUUCAGCGAGCCGGUCCCUCUGUCUGAGGUACCUGACUACCUAGACCACAUCAAAAAGCCCAUGGAUUUUUUCACCAUGAAGCAGAACUUGGAGGCUUACCGCUACCUGAACUUUGAUGAUUUUGAGGAGGACUUCAACCUCAUCGUCAGCAACUGCCUCAAGUAUAACGCCAAGGACACCAUCUUCUACCGGGCAGCGGUGCGGCUCCGUGACCAGGGUGGUGCUGUGCUCCGCCAGGCCCGGCGCCAGGCAGAAAAAAUGGGCAUUGACUUUGAGACGGGCAUGCAUAUCCCCCACAACCUGCCUGGAGACGAGGCCCCACACCACACUGAAGAUGCAGCAGAGGAGGAGCGGCUGGUCCUGCUGGAGAACCAGAAGCACCUGCCAGCGGAAGAGCAGCUGAAGUUGUUGCUGGAACGGUUGGAUGAAGUGAAUUCCAGCAAACAGAGUGUGGGCCGCUCACGGCGUGCAAAGAUGAUCAAGAAAGAGAUGACAGCGCUUCGGCGGAAGCUUGCCCACCAGCGGGAAACUGGAAGGGAUGGGCCUGAGCGCCAUGGCCCUUCCAGCCGGGGCAGCCUGACACCUCACCCGGCAGCCUGUGACAAGGAUGGGCAGACAGACAGUGCCGCUGAGGAGAGCAGCAGCCAGGAGACAAGCAAAGGCCUGGGUCCCAACAUGUCCUCAACCCCCGCACAUGAGGUGGGCAGGAGAACCUCAGUUCUGUUCUCCAAAAAGAACCCGAAGACAGCUGGACCGCCCAAGAGGCCGGGCCGGCCCCCCAAAAACCGGGAGAGCCAGAUGACCCCCAGCCACGGAGGCAGUCCUGUGGGGCCCCCUCAGCUUCCCAUCAUGGGCUCCCUGCGUCAGCGCAAGCGGGGUAGGAGCCCCCGGCCCAGUUCGAGCUCAGACAGCGACAGUGAUAAAUCCACAGAAGACCCCCCAAUGGACUUACCAGCCAAUGGCUUCAGCAGUGGAAACCAGCCAGUCAAGAAGAGUUUCUUGGUAUAUCGUAAUGACUGCAGCCUUCCCCGGAGCAGCUCAGACUCUGAGUCCAGCAGCAGUAGCAGCAGCAGUGCUGCCUCAGAUCGGACCAGCACAACACCCUCAAAACAAGGCAGGGGCAAGCCCUCCUUCUCUCGGGGCACAUUCCCAGAGGACAGCAGUGAAGAUACCUCAGGCACUGAGAAUGAGGCCUACUCCGUGGGUACUGGCCGCGGCGUGGGCCACAGCAUUGUAAGGAAGAGUCUGAGCCGGGGAGCUGGCUGGCUGUCUGAGGAUGAGGACUCCCCACUGGAUGCUCUGGACCUGGUGUGGGCCAAAUGCCGAGGGUAUCCAUCAUACCCAGCUCUGAUCAUUGAUCCAAAGAUGCCCCGGGAAGGUAUGUUCCACCAUGGGGUUCCCAUUCCUGUGCCCCCACUAGAGGUGCUGAAACUUGGGGAGCAGAUGACCCAGGAAGCUCGAGAGCAUCUCUACCUCGUCCUCUUCUUUGACAACAAGCGAACCUGGCAAUGGCUGCCUAGGACUAAGCUGGUUCCUCUGGGUGUGAACCAGGACCUCGACAAGGAGAAGAUGCUGGAGGGCCGCAAGUCUAACAUCCGCAAAUCAGUGCAGAUUGCCUACCAUAGGGCUCUGCAACACCGCAGCAAGGUCCAGGGCGAGCAGAGCAGCGAGACCAGUGAUAGUGACUGA
Messenger RNA from Pipistrellus nathusii (Nathusius's pipistrelle), 3645 nucleotides. NCBI's taxonomy places the organism in Eukaryota, Metazoa, Chordata, Mammalia, Chiroptera, Vespertilionidae. The record is from the annotation of a GenBank genome assembly.